This is a messenger RNA of Botrytis porri, 3195 nucleotides long. RefSeq lists its product as uncharacterized. Lineage: Eukaryota; Fungi; Ascomycota; Leotiomycetes; Helotiales; Sclerotiniaceae. Gene Ontology annotation, molecular function: RNA binding. Bases 379 to 2892 code for a protein of 837 amino acids. The transcript has 3 exons. The record is from RefSeq and is a predicted model, not a curated record.
UCAAAAGCAUUGCGACAACCUCAUAACUUCAAUCCCAACAUCCCCAAGAAAAUCAUCAACUUGACGCCAGUAAACAUCAAAAUCUUCUACGUUACCAAGGCGACAAUCUUACUUUUGAUAAUCUAAUAGAUAACUAUUCUUUGACUGCAGUUUCCCCCAAAGUUUUCCAUCGAGCAGGCAAAUCAAAUCUUGCCUAAACCAGGAUUGCAAACUUGUCGCUUCGCCUUUGCCUAUCAAGUUAUCUCCAAACUCCAUUAAUUUUUAUAUCUGCUACUUUCUAUCAGUUUGUAUCUCCUCCUAGCAUACGACAUUGUCAAAUAUCGGAUCCAAUCAACUUUGAUAGUUUGUGUGCAUUCCGCACUCAUAACAAAGACAUUUAUGACUUCAGAACCACCUGAAUUCCAUACAAAAAUCCAAUCACCGCUCUCUCCACUUCCGGUUCACUUUCCCAACCCAUCUGAAAUUCCUGUUCUUCGAAAUCAGAUUGAUCCGACUUUCAACAUGACGGCGACCCAUGAGCCAUCAAAGGCUCCUCUGGUGGUUCCUGAAAUUAUCGAAUCCUCGAUGGUUUCUGUGGAUAUAGAAUCUCCACUCUCCGAUACGCGCUUUUCAGAUGCAUAUGAUGAGAAGGAUGAGGAUACAACAGUAGCAAAGGCUGAGGAAGAAGACGAAGGCGAUGAUUAUGCCAUGACAUUUGACUCUGAUGGGGAAGAACAUUCAGAUAGUCGCGAUCAAUCACAGGCAGUUGACCAAGAGUCGAGCAGUCUUCCUAACACAGUGCCAGCGAGCGAAUUGUCUAAUCCUCUUCCCAACAACCGACCUGCCACAUCUGAUACCCAAAAUGGCCCAGAAACCCAGCCCGCCCAUACCAUCCCUUCUCUUACUGUGCCCUCGAUUCCUCAAUCUACAGCUGCCCAAAGCUCUGAUGAUUCUCAAAAUCCCAUUACCAAAGCGGAAACCACAAACUCUGACGAUCCAAACGGAGAAAUAGACAUUCAGCAGCUUCUGGACAAUAUUACUGCCAAUGCCGAGAUUAAUGCACAAGCUGCCCGCCCAAAUUCUUCCUCUUCUAGCAAUGCCCCUCCAAAAGGUAGCUCGAGUCUACCUACCCAUGCAAGCCUCCCCCCCCGCCCACAAAUUACCCAAAUUCCUAAACGUUCCAAUUAUACUUCUUUCGAUGAUCCCCAUAAGUACAAUGUUGGAGGUUCAGGUUUUGCACACCAACCCAACUCCUAUAACCAUUCUGGUGUAACACCAUUAGUUGCAGUCGGUGCCCCUGGUACCGCUACUGAUCCCCGAUAUGGACUUCCCCCACCCCCAUCUGUUUCUUUCAACCAUCCCCAUCAAGAUGCGAACAGCCCAAAACUCUACACACAAACCCGUCGCUUUCCAUCUGACCAAUCCCAUGAUGGACAUGACAAUGAUGACAGACCUUGGGGACCAACAGUGCAGAAAAAGUAUGAUGAAUUUCUUGAUAGAGAACGCACAUAUGUCACUGAAGGGCUUUGGGAAAGAUUCCCAAAAGGCUCACGAUUGUUUAUAGGUAAUCUUCCAUCGGAAAAACUUACUAAACGAGACUUGUUCCAUGUUUUUCACAAGUAUGGCGAACUUGCCCAAAUAUCGAUCAAACAGGCAUUUGGAUUUGUUCAAUUUCAUGAUGCUGCCUCUUGUUAUAAAGCUUUAGAAAUGGAGCAAGGCAAGGAAGUUAGGGGUCGUAAAAUGCACCUCGAAGUGUCCAAAGCACAGAAGAACACUCGAAAUGCCGGCCAGACCUGGAGAAGAUCCCAAUCCCCCGAGCAAACAAGAGGAAAUACAUCAGCUCGUAAUCGUAAUCCUCAGCCAGAAGCUCGUAGUUCAGGCUAUAAUCACAACGAUCGCAACCAGAAUGAUCGCCAUAGAUCGCAACCACAGCAUGGAAGUCAACGUCCACAUGAUGGAUAUCGACCUGGUAGGUCGCCAUCGCCAAGUCGAAGUUAUAGGGGUAGAGAAUCCAGAGACGAAUACAGAUCUACUCGUAACAAUGAUUCAUACGAUAGCAGAGAUAGGCGUCGUUCACGAUCUCCUUUCUCAGGUGCCCAGCGUGGCAGUUAUAGAGAUCGUAGCCCAAGCCCAAGAACCCGUGAAGCCAAUGAAGAUGGCACACUUCAAAUUCCUCGACGCGAACCGUCAAUGGUUCCCGAUGUUCAAAUCAUUCUUAUGGCGGAGUUGGACCGAGGAUUUGUCUCCUGGGUUGAGGGAGAACUUCGUGGACGAGGUGUUAAAACCGAAGUAAUGUUCCUUAGCCCUCGACUCUCCCUUCAAGCUGUUAUUCGUAGACAGAUUCUCGAAGGUGUUAUUGCAGUUUCUCAACUUGAUAUGAGGUCUCAAAAUGCUAGCAAAAUACCUUUGCAAGUAUUCGAUCGCUCAGGAGGAAUCAACGCUGCUGUUCGAUUCGAUGAGUAUCAGGAUUUGGAACCUAAGAUUGCUGCCGAGCUUGUCGUACGCGCGAAAGCCACAGCUCAGAGACCUCAGUACGCGCCAAACCCAGCUCCGGUUUACCAAACUCCGACAGCACAACCAAAUGCAAACAUUGCCAACAUUAUGGGACAGCUGGACAAUCCUACUUUGCAAAAGUUGCUCGGAACGUUGAACAAUAUGCCUCAGCAGCAGAAUGCACCUGCUGUAGCAGCAAACUCGGCCGUCGACCUUGUUAGCUUGUUGGGUGGGUUAGCACCACAACCACAACAAGUACCUCAGCAGAUUUACCAACAAUCAAUGCCACAAGCUGCUGCAGACCCUUACGCCGGCUAUAACAACAGCGCUGCAUAUGGCCAGCCAGCUGCACAACAAAAUGGACAAGAUGCACAGCAGGUACAGGCUAUUAUGGCUCAAUUGGCUAGAUACAGACAGUAAGCGGUGGAUUUGUGGCCUUUGUUCUUUUCCGAUCGGGAGGCCAUCGUUAAAUUUGCAUAUAGGAAUGGCGUUUCUGUAUAUUACGCGAUGGAUCAUGGUUAAAUGUGCAUUUCGGGAGUUUAGGGCAUGGCAUGGUAUGGGAGUCAUCAUGAUGUUAAGAGUUUGUUUUCUUCCGUGUAUGAUGUAAAUGAUGCAUGCCGUUUCAGGGAGAGCUAGCGAUGAGAGCAUGUUAGGGGGUAGAACAGAACAGAAGAAAUCACUGGUGCGUAGAUAUAAAUCACAGCUCUCAAUAAACAAAUAAUA